This is a messenger RNA of Parastagonospora nodorum SN15, 1704 nucleotides long. RefSeq lists its product as hypothetical. Gene Ontology annotation, cellular component: nucleus; cytosol. NCBI's taxonomy places the organism in Eukaryota, Fungi, Ascomycota, Dothideomycetes, Pleosporales, Phaeosphaeriaceae. The record is from RefSeq and is a predicted model, not a curated record. The transcript has 2 exons. Bases 1 to 1704 code for a protein of 567 amino acids. Gene Ontology annotation, biological process: protein quality control for misfolded or incompletely synthesized proteins; protein deglycosylation; carbohydrate metabolic process. Gene Ontology annotation, molecular function: carbohydrate binding; peptide-N4-(N-acetyl-beta-glucosaminyl)asparagine amidase activity.
AUGGGUCUCGGAGCGCUGUUUAGUUGGACGCCAAGUGAUCAGAUUGCCAACGGCUCUUUGACCCUCGAAGCGAAAGUAGGCAUAUCAUACAUCAGUGCUGCCCAAGCAUGUUCGCACGUGGAGUACGAGCUUCCGGACGCAAACACGUUUGAGGACGUGGUCGACGAAGCAAGACAAAUAUGGGAAGAAAAGAUCCUAAGCAAGGUACAGAUCGGAGCCGAUGGCGAUGCGACGAGCACAAAUGCAACACUGAAGAGGAUGCUGUACACAGCAUUGUACCAGACAGGUCUGACGCCAACUGACAAGACGGGCGAAUGCCCCGUUUGGGAGUCAAAUGAUUCCAAGCCAUACUAUGAUGACCAUUAUACUUUGUGGGAUACGUACCGGACCUUGCUACCCUUGUAUCAUCUCAUUUUCACCAAGCCGUACUCUCGCAUCCUAUCUGGACUCAUAUCCAUCUUCACAGAAGAGGGAUAUCUGCCUGCGGGACGCGCCGCCAACUGGAAUGGUCGGGUUCAAGGAGGUACGCACGCAGACACAGUCUUGGCCGACGGCUUUGUGAAGAGCGUCAAAGCACUAUCCGGCGAGACAGGCCGUGGCGAACUCGGCAGUGGGUUCGAUUGGCAGGAGGCUUACCGAGCAGUGAUGAAAGACGCGAACAUACUACCUGAGCGUAAUGUUGACUGGGUAACAUUUGAUGGAGCCACUAAGGAGGGAAGAGGGGCACUGGACGACCAACUCCUCCUUCACUUCAUCACGCGCAACCACACGCGCAGUGUUUCUCGUGGCGUGGAGUAUCCACAGAACGACUUCUCGAUCUACAGCAUGAUAACAGGACUCAAUAAAUCCCAGGAAGUUGUUGAUGAGUUCCGCGAUCGAGCAAGCUGGUGGCAAAAUCAAUGGAAUCCCACAGCGAACACAACCCUUAAAGGUGUUGACACCUUCACCGGCUUUCCCGGACCCAGAAACGCGGAUGGAAAGUGGAAUUUCACUGACUAUGACCCACUAAGCUGCAACGGUUGUGGUUGGGGUUCUGAUAUAUAUGAGGCGAAGUAUUGGGAGACUGCUUUCAGCGUCGCCCCACACGAUAUGGCUAAAGUCAUAAGUCUGAUGGGUGGUGAUGACACUUUCCUUCAUCGGUUAGACGCCAGCUUCCUCCCUGGUUUCGGCACAUCGGUUGGAGAAAACAACGACGCUGGCUCUGCCCUUUACAACCCUGGCAACGAACCAUCCUUUUUGACGCCGUUUCUCUACAACUACGUUCCGGGUAUGCACUGGAAGACGGUCAAUCAGACACGGGCCAUUGUUGACGACUUUUACUCCGACGCCAACAACGGGUACCCGGGCAAUACCGACAGUGGUGCUCUUCCCAGCUGGUUAAUAUUCAACCUCGUAGGCCUGUUUCCUAUAGCUGGGCAGCCGCUUUACCUCCUCUCUGCUCCCCGAUUCUCGUCAUUGAAAGUUUCACUCUUUAGCGGGACAGCAGCAGAGACAUCGUUGACCGUUCUGGCACGAAAUAUGUCAAGCACAUCCUACUACCCGCAGAAGGUUACGUGGAACGGGCAAGAACUCAAUCGAAGUUGGUUGAAGCACGGAGAAAUUGCUCAGGGAGGCGAGCUGGUGUUCUACAUGGGUAACGAGCCGAAAAAGUGGGAUGUUGGCGAGAGGCCGUGGUCAAUGUCAGCAUGGCCUUCACAGGCAUGA